UCUCUCGUUCGGAGGAGAUAUUGUGGACUCCACGCGGUAUCAGGUGCGCGACCAGUGCAGACUGAGAGAGUGCGGUAAUUUCAAGCAGGACACACCACGGCAGUGAUAUGGAUACAUAUAAACACUGAGACACCGCCGUCUCUUGUACCACGAUGGAGUUAGGGAGAUCGACACUGCGCGGGAACGGACUAAAUCUACUCCUUAACGGUAUACAUCCGCGUCAUGGGUUGGUGUGGACCGACGGCAAGGCCAUCUUUCUUGCCCCAGUCCGGCUGUACGGCAAUGACAUCGAGAACGCCAAGUCACUCAAGCUCGGAGAAUUUGACAACGUGCGGAGCCUUCACUGGAGCGGGGACGUGGACGGCGACACCUGCUUCCUGUGUGCCAUCCACCGGCAGAAUGUCACCGUGUGGAAAGUCACAGGGUUGGCUCCAAAACUAGGAUUCAAGCAAGUCCGCAAACUUAAUGUGCAACCCAUUCCCCAAGGCUGUCUGUGGCACCCCAAGAAGGAGGACAUCUUGUGUCUGCUGAGUCAACAACAGUGCAGCUUCUACUUCCGACAUACUCACAACAAGAGCAGCUACGCCUUCCCUCAGCUCGAAAGUGGUAAGAUCACCUGCGGAACGUGGUCGGAAGAUGGACAGAGGCUGGUGCUGUGUGUGGGCGCUGUGGUGCUGGUGUACAUGUGGCCAGACAUCGAGACGUCCAUGUCGGACUUCACCCCUGCAGCCUGGAAGGUCCCGGGCCUGGACGGCAACAUCACCUCCAUCGUGACGCUGUCCCAUGAUUCCCUUGUGUGUGCGACCGAGUUGCCCUUGGAGUCCCUCUGCAAACAACGAGAUAUGUUUGUUGUGCCAGAUGUGGUGAGCUCUAGCAAGGACCGUGCCAUGAACGGAUCUGACGAUGUCAUCACCUCAAGAGGGAGAGAGGUGUCGGUCAAGGAUAGCCUUAUGCACCUGGAGAGAAAUCCACAGAGCCUGGUGCAGGAUACGUCCCAGUUGGUGGUGAUCCGACUCCACGACAAGCUGCAGGAUCCAAGCGUAGUCAGCCGGACCAACAUCAGGGGCGUCCUGGUGCCAGACGUGCUUACACAUGAGCACAGGACCAACUCCAUCAUUGUUGGUAGCAACAACCAGAGUCUCUUACAGAUCUUCACCUUCCUGGGUGAAGAGUUACACAAAGUGUCGGAUAUUCAACUUGAGAAACAUCAGCGGCCCAAGGGAUCCUGCAGAUUGCCCCCCAUCUUUGCCCAGACAAACUCUGGAGUCCUGGUGAUGGUUGGCGAGGGAGAUAUUGCUGAUUCAGCUUUUCCUUCAUCCACUAAUGAAGCACGGUUUACACUACUCAUCAGAUACUUCCCAAUCAAAAUAGAUAAAUCUCACCUUCGUAAUAGUUACUCUGUGAUGCCCAACAACUUGACGUCUGACACCAAACAACAAGAACAGAAGAUCAAGAGUCUGAGUGGCUCCAACCUCCCUACCAGGACUCCUUCCAAGUCCAGAGUUACCUCCCCUUCAGAGGAUGUUCCUUAUGCUAGUAAUGUCAAGAUGUCAGUCCCCUCUCCCCCCCAGUCUUCCAGAGAUGGGGGGGACACCCAUAGACUUGUAGUCGACCUUGGUGCUAAUGGAAAGACAGAAAAUCUGGAAACGGAAACUGUGCAAUUUUCAAGUCAGACUCCUAAGUUCCAGAAUUCCCAUGUGGAUAAGUUCUUUGAUUCUGUGGACAAUGGGGGCCGAGUGAAUGGGUGUCGGAGUGUGACCACGAACAUUGAGCUGGAUUUGCCAAGUGAUCUGAGUUGUGUGACGAGAGAGGAGAGGGAUUAUGGCUGUGUGACGAGAGAGGAGAGGGAUUAUGGCUGUGUGAUGGAGGACUCCCUCUCCGAUCCUGGCAACUCUGCCAGUGUAGACAGCCAAGACGAAACCGGUUGUGACCAGCUGGCAAUGCUUGUCAGGUCACAGAAAGAUCAGAUUGCUGCAUUGCAGAAGAAAAUCGAUGUGUUAUCCCAAGCUGUCGAAGAUACAUCGUGUAUAUUCCCAACCAAGUACCAGAGUCCCGAAAGACCAGAGAAGGUGAAGGUUAUCUACGAGACGUCUGAUGGUCACACGCUGACAAGGUCGUUCCUGUUGGACUCGGGCAGACUGCAGCUGGACCCUGUCAAACAAGCGUUCGGUCUGGCCACCGUGGAGCUGAUCAUGGAUGGUGACCCAUGUGUUCUUGGUGCCAACAUCGACGGCUACAUCCCCAUGAAGUUUGGUGCUGGAUCCACUCUCAGCAUCACUGGAGUCCCAGCAUGCAUCCCGCCGUCCUCUCCAAGGGAGACAAACGGUGUGCUGGACAAGGACCCAGUGUCUGGAGCCAGCAGAUGCUAGCGGAGCACUGUGUGUAGGGGAUGACGGUCUAUCUUGCAAUGGGGAUGUAGGAAGCCUCGUGGUUGAAGUGUGCCACAACACAAGAUCUGUCUUUGGUUAAAGAAAUGGUUGCAGUCUGUGAAACUCAUUAUGGGAGUCUUCUGCCAUGACAUUGUGGAAAUAAUGCCAAAACAUUGUUAACCAUACUCUUACAUUUCUGGUGUCCCCUGCUGUGAUAAUUCUGGAAUAUUCCUGAAAGCGGCGUAAAACCAUACUCUCACUCACUCACUACAACCAGUAGUAAAGUGACCUGUAUGUCUGCAGCCAUUAGUUAGGUUACCCGUGCGUCUUCAGAACAUUCUUGCCCCUGCGUUUGCAGAGUUGUGAUGUUCUCUGCUUGGACGUGUAGCAGAACUGGAUCCUAACAUAGCCCUCAAAGUUCAACAUCUGUUGUGCAAUACACAUGCACAAAAUGUAGUCUAACUUGUUCAGAUUUGUUCAUGUACAGAGAUAAUGUUAACAGCUGUUUUGGAAUUCAGAAGAUUCUGAGUUGAAACAAUGUGGUAUUAGGCGACAGAAUCCGAGAGUUGAGGAAACAGAAAUUUGUUAUUUCUUUUAAUGUCCUGAAAACAGAAUUUGUCUUUGAAACUGAAAUGGUUGUCAGGUUCUGUCGAGGAACAAUGUGUGCGUUGUGAUAUAAUAACAUCUUUGUCAGCUGCUGAAUCUUGGAUGUCCUUCUCAUGUAUUGUAUAAAUCAGUUAUCACAUGUAUAUAUUAGUUGAAUGUCUGAUAUUGUUUAUAAUCAUGUUUUGUUAUCAUAUUCUCAAAUUGCUUUUAUUCCAAAGAGAAGGUUUUUCAUUUUUAUUUUUCACUACCACAACAGGAACACAGAUGGCCCUAGCCAAGGUGCCACAAUUCUCUGUGAAGAGUUAUAUCCCUUAGGUGUACCAGGAACCUGCGAUUGUUGGUUCGAAUGCCAGACCUAAUCCCAGAUGUUUCUAAGUUUGUCAGCACCAUGCCAUGUUCGUGGGUUUUAACAAAGUGGUAAACAUCUGAGACCUUCCUCCCCUCCCACAUCAAGCCGACACCGUGAUGUUACUGACAUACUGCUCAAAGCAGCAAUAAACCAAAUUCCCUAACACUCUUUUACUGCCAUGAGUCGGUCAUUGGAGACAGAACUGAGUUAAUGUUUCCUCAGGUUGAGGAGGCAUGGGUGGCCCAGUUGUCUAUUUGCCGCGAUUCGCUGUGCAGAGUUGCGUCCCUUGGGCACGCCAGAAACCUAUGAUUGUGGGUUCGAAUUCCGGUUUGCCCCCAUUAUGUUUCUAGGUUUG
Messenger RNA from Haliotis rufescens (red abalone), 3679 nucleotides. Its product is annotated as WD repeat and coiled-coil-containing protein-like. Lineage: Eukaryota; Metazoa; Mollusca; Gastropoda; Lepetellida; Haliotidae. Bases 153 to 2369 code for a protein of 738 amino acids. The transcript has 16 exons. The record is from RefSeq and is a predicted model, not a curated record. Gene Ontology annotation, molecular function: kinase binding.